Messenger RNA from Adineta ricciae, 1062 nucleotides. Lineage: Eukaryota; Metazoa; Rotifera; Eurotatoria; Adinetida; Adinetidae. The record is from the annotation of a GenBank genome assembly.
AUGCAUACCUACAUGCUUUUCAUGUCUGCCUUUGUAUGUUCGUUCUCAUUAACAACCUCGUUAGUAUUAAGUCCUUGUGCAAAAUGGAACACAACAGGUAUUGUGAUAGCAGGGACUGGAGAAAGAGGUAACAAAUCUGACCAAUUAACGGAUCCACGUAGUAUCUUUUUUCUCAAACAAACACAAACAUUAUAUGUCGUCGAUAGCGGCAAUAAUCGCAUACAGAAAUUCUCCAUCGGUAGUCCGUCGAAAAUUGGUGUAACUGUUAUCUCCAAUGUUCAAUACGUCACAGAUAUCUAUGUUGAUUAUGAAAACAACAAGCCUGCUAUCUAUCUCAGUCUUGCAGGUGAACAACGUAUUAGAAAAUGGAUUGAGGGCGAAUCUGACGGUGUGCCUGCAGGAGGUCCAUGUCCUUUGUGUGAAGGUGUGUGGGUUGACAAAGAGAAAAAUGUUUACAUGUCAUCCGCUAGUAGACAUUGCGUGUACAAAUGGUCACCUGAAACAAAUAUUCCCAUAGUCGUUGCUGGUAAAGAGGAUUAUUCAGGAUCGUCAAGCAAUAAUCUGAACUCUCCCGAAGGCGUCUAUGUCGAUAGCAUCCGUAAUGCGAUAUACGUUGCGGACUACGGCAAUAAUCGAGUUCAAAAAUGGGUCAUCGGUGCAUCGAACGGUACAACCAUAGCUGGACUUAGCAGUGGGGAAGCAGGGAGUGAUAAAGAAUCGUUGAACCGUCCAACUAGUGUAUGGGUUGAUGAUGAAACUCAAGUUAUUUAUGUCGCUGAUUCUCAGAAUCAACGAAUUCAACGUUGGCUGUACAAUUCAUCUAUCGGUGAAACGAUUGCUGGUGGAUUAGGAACUGGUGAUAAACUUACACAAUUCGAUCAACCAGAUGAUAUAGCGUUUGAUAAUGAUGGAAAUCUUUAUGUUUGUGAUCGAUUCAAUGAACGUGUUAUGAUGUUUUCAAUUAUUGAUAAUCAGUCAUGUUUUCCAUCAUCGACAAAUCGUUUGAAUUCUUUACCUUUCAUUAUUUUCAUCACAAUGGUACUCACAUUUUUUUAUCAAUGA